AUGACAACCGAUACCGCUGUUAAGCGCAACGGCACCAAGCUGUUAGUGCUGCACAUGGCCGCCGUGGAGAUUCUCAUGUGCGGAGCCAACCUGCCCAUGAACUACACGCAGACCUACUUUGCCAGUUACCCGUCAUCGGUUCUGUUGUGCACCUUUCUGCAACUCCCGUUCGGGAUCACCCGCACCCUGGCCAACUGGACCGAUUUCAUCCUAUCCGUAAACCGCUUAUCCGCCAUCGCUUUCCCUAAUUUCUACCGGAAACGAAUAACAAACCACAGCCUGAACGUGGUCUCGCUGGUCAUCGUGUGGCUAAUAUCCACCUCCAUCUUCAUUCCAUUCGCUUUUGGAUGGGGCGCGCGUUUUCAGACUAUGCCGCCACUAUACGCCUGCGGCGUGCAGAUCCUGGACGGUAACAGUAUCGCCAUAAAACUACACGUUUUUCUGACCACGAAUAUACCGCUGGGAUUGACAGCGGCCUCUUAUUUGGUUAUGCUGAUGCACGUCAUGUACCGUCGCCUCGUGAUGGGGCGUGCGCAACGUCUGCGUACGCGCAAUCGCGCCGUGAAACUCUCAUUAACGCUCUGCUUAUCCGCUGUCUUGAGAAGCGUCUGUUACUUUCCCCAUACAGUUAUUUCUGCAUAUAACCGGGCACUCUUUGAUGACCAUCCCAUGCUUGUGGCCUGGCUACGCACCGCAUUUGCAUUUGGCUACGCCGGAAAUCCCGUGAUUUUCUUCACAGUUCAUCAGGAAUACCGUGCCGCUUUAAGCCAAUGGUGGGCAAUUUUCGUGCAUAAAGCGUGGAAGAAACCGACGGCUGUUUAUCCUGUUAUGAUGGAGCUUUCGCACAGAUCCAAGGAUUUGGCAGCUGAGUCGAGCUUUAAACAAGGAAUGGAUGUGGGCAACAGCGCACAAGGCUCCAUAAGUGUCAGCAGCAAAUUUCGAUGA
This is a messenger RNA of Paramacrobiotus metropolitanus, 945 nucleotides long. RefSeq names its product rhodopsin-like. Gene Ontology annotation, biological process: G protein-coupled receptor signaling pathway. The record is from RefSeq and is a predicted model, not a curated record. Bases 1 to 945 code for a protein of 314 amino acids. Gene Ontology annotation, molecular function: G protein-coupled receptor activity. The transcript has 3 exons. Lineage: Eukaryota; Metazoa; Tardigrada; Eutardigrada; Parachela; Macrobiotidae. Gene Ontology annotation, cellular component: membrane.